GCCGCGACGGCCGCGUCUCGAGCCGCCAAGCGCGACAAAAAACGCGCCCGCGAGAUUUGACACACAAAAAAACGCUACACAUCAAUAAAAAAAUCAUAUAACACACAGCCCAGCAGUAUAAAUAAGUCGAGUGCCGCACGCGUGACCCGCACCGAGGAUACUCAGUUCUAUAAGGGUGGUGCCAAUGAUGGCUGGCUGGUAAACUAAGGAAGAGAGGUCUUGAGGCGCGGAUCUAAAGUCGAGCUUACACCAUGACGAAAAGGUUCGAGUUCAACUGGCAGAUCCCAGUCCCGGAACCAUUACUGCAGGGUGCUGUUUUCGACCGAUGGACUGAAGAAAAGGACAACACCGAGCUUGAACAGAACUGCACCUUCAAAGUAGAUGAAUAUGGAUUUUUCAUCUAUUGGAAAAGUGACGGGAGGGACGGGGACGUGAUCGAAUUGUGCCAAGUCAGUGACGUGAGGUCUGGAGGAGUGCCAAAGGAUUCAAAGCUAAGCUUCAACCUCCUCAACAAGCAUGGCGACAGCCUGGAGGACAAGUCGCUGACCAUCUGCAGCGGCACCGACUACAUCAACAUCAACUACCAACACGUGGUCUGCCCAGACGCAGCCACGGCGAAGGUAUGGUUGGAAGGCCUGAGGCGGAUUACCCACAAUGUAAAAGCCAACAACUUCUGUCCAAUGACCUGCCUGAAGAAGCAUUGGAUGCGUCUCUGCUUCCUCACUGACCCUCGAGGGAAGGUGCCAGUAAAAGUGGUGGCUCGGACCUUCGCCUCAGGCAAGACGGAGAAGCUGGUCUACCAGUGCCUGUCUGAACUCGGACUACCAGCAGGGAAGAACGAAGCGAUGGAGAAGGAAGCGUUCACGUUUGACAAGUUCUACGCUUUAUAUCACAAGAUCUGCCCGAGGAACGACAUUGAAGAACUGUUUCGAUCUAUCACACAAGGCAAAUCGGACCGCAUUAACCUGGACCAGUUCGUGAACUUCAUGAAUGAGAAGCAGCGGGACCCUCGACUCAACGAGAUCCUAUACCCUCUGUACGAUGAAAAGAGAGCGGCCGAGAUCAUCACCACGUACGAACAGAAUGAGGAGGCUAAGAACGACAAAUGCCUCACCAAAGACGGUCUGAUCCGCUACCUGAUGUCGGACGAGAACGCGCCAGUGUUCCUCGACAGACUAGACAACUAUAUGGACAUGGACCAGCCCUUGGCCCACUACUACAUCAAUUCCUCCCACAACACGUAUCUGUCGGGCAGGCAGUUCGGAGGCAAAAGCUCAGUGGAGAUGUACAGACAAGUCCUGCUGGCUGGGUGCAGGUGCGUAGAACUCGACUGCUGGGACGGCAAAGGUGAAGAUGAAGAGCCGAUCAUCACCCACGGCAUGGCUAUGUGCACAGACAUUCUGUUCAAAGACGUCAUCUACGCACUGAGAGACACCGCCUUCGUGACGUCAGACUACCCCGUCAUCCUGUCGUUCGAGAACCACUGCUGCAAGGCACAGCAGUACAAACUGGCCAAGUACUGCGAUGAGAUCCUGGGCGAUUUGCUGCUGAAGGAAGCGCUGCCUGAUCAUCCGCUGGAACCAGGAGUGCCGUUACCACCACCUUCUUUGCUGAAGCGAAAGAUCCUCAUCAAAAACAAACGGCUUAAGCCGGAGGUUGAGAAGCAGGAGUUGGAGCUGUUCCGACAGGGACAGUUCGUCAUCGAGGAUGAGGAAAAGGAAGAUGCGUCUGCUGUAGCCAUUCCAGAUAAAAAGCCCGAAGAAAUAGUAGCAGAAGCAGCGACCGCCGGCGACGACGCGCCGCCUCCAGUCGCGUACACCGGCUCCACCACCAACGUGCACCCCUGGCUGUCGUCCAUGGUCAACUACGCGCAGCCCAUCAAGUUCCAGGGCUUCGAGGAGGCGGAGAAAAAGAACAUCUACCACAACAUGUCCUCGUUCGCCGAGACCACCGGCAUGAACUACCUCAAGCAGCAAGCCAUCGACUUUGUCAAUUACAACAAGCGGCAGAUGUCCCGGAUCUACCCCAAGGGAACGCGCGCCGACUCUUCGAAUUACAUGCCUCAGGUGUUCUGGAACGCCGGCUGCCAGAUGGUGUCCCUGAACUUCCAGACGUCCGACCUGCCCAUGCAGCUCAACCAGGGCAAGUUCGAAUACAACGGAAAUUGCGGGUACCUGCUCAAGCCGGAUUUCAUGCGGCGCGCGGAUCGGUCUUUUGACCCUUUCGCUGAUGCGCCCGUGGACGGCGUAAUUGCUGCUCAGUGUUCUGUACAGGUCAUAGCGGGGCAGUUCUUGUCGGACAAGAAAAUCGGCACGUACGUAGAAGUGGAUAUGUACGGACUGCCCACCGACACCAUCCGCAAGGAGUUCCGUACACGCAUGGUGCCCGCCAACGGACUGAACCCUGUUUAUAAUGAAGAACCGUUCUUGUUCAGAAAGGUCGUACUCCCGGACUUGGCCGUGCUCCGUUUCGGGGUAUACGACGAGAACGGGAAACUUCUCGGGCAAAGGAUCCUGCCCCUGGACGGUUUACAGGCCGGCUACCGUCACAUCUCGCUCAGGACUGAAGCCAACUUCCCCAUGUCACUGCCUAUGCUGUUCUGCAACAUCGAGCUGAAGAUCUACGUCCCUGAUGGCUUUGAAGACUUCAUGGCUGCGCUGUCGGAUCCUCGCGCUUUCAUGGGGGCAGCCAAGGAAAGAACUGACAACAUGAAGCAGAUGGGAAUCGAGGAGAGCGGGCCCGAGAAGAAGGUGCAGAUUGAAGAGAAGAAGGAAGAGCCCCCGCUGGUGUUCGAACCCAUCACAGUGGAGUCUCUCCGCCAAGAGAAGGGCUUCGUCAAGACCGGCCGCAAGCAGCAGAAGGAAUUGGAAGCCAUGCGCAAGCGCCACACCAAAGAAAAGAUGGCGCUGCAGAAGCAGCAGUGCGCCGCGCUCGAGAAAAUGAUCAAGGGGAAGAACAAGGACCAGCUCAGCAACGACCCGACAUUCCGUAAGCUGGUCAACGAGCAGUCCACAGCGUGGAGCGAGCUGGUCGCAAAGCACCGAGUGGAGGAGUGGACCAGUGCCAGGAGCCGUCUGAAUGAACAGAGGGAUCUGCUGAAGAAGAUGAUGGAGACCACGCAACUGGCUCAGAUGAAACAGCUGGAGGGAAAGCAUGAAAGGGAGCUGAAAGACAUGAACGCCCGUCAGGCCAAGAUCAGCAUGGAGACGAGCAAGGAGGUGGCCAACGACAAGACCCUCAAAACUAAGCAGGAGAAGGACCGCCGCCUCAGGGAGAAGAAGCAGAACAACACCAAGAAGUUCAUGGACGAACGCAAGACCCAAACUAUCAAGCAGAACCGAGAGAAAGAAAAGCUGAAGGUGACCCAUGACAAACAGAUGGAGGAGCUGUCCAAGGAUAUUGACAACCUCAUCGAAAUGUACAAGAUGGAGGAGUCCGAGUUCGACAUGGCAAGUAAAACGGAGUUCUUUGCAUGAAAGUAUCCCGACAUAGCUCCGUUACUGGAGCAAAUGACUUGAGAAGUGAGUGCUAAGUGAUCUCUUCGACUAGGCUAAGGACAUCUCCCACUUUCGUACCAUAGACACCAAAGUUCCUUAUCUUAUAACUGCAGGCGGAAACCAAAUAAAGGUCAUAGUACACUUAUCGACUAGCAAAGGGGUCAACAACGCCUUUCGCCGCGCGGUCAACCGCGAGGCAAGAUAUUUACGAUACGGUACAGAUAAAUGUGCGUUGCAGUACGGAGUAGUUUCAUACAAACGCCUCGAGCUGAUACGGUUAUGAUCCGUAUCUGGGUUGAUAAGUGUGCUUCGUCCUUGAGUCUUCAAAGUUGUCAGCAUGCCAAAUUAUUAAUUCCAAAGUAUAUCGAUUGAAAACGUUCAAGUUCAGUUCUAGAUAAUUAUGGUUUAUCAAUUCAUAUAUUUCGAGACGUUAUAGUAGAUUUAAUUUGCAUGCAAAUGCAAAAGGUGUUACUGUACUGUUAGCACCAUAAGUUAAGAAACUGCUGGCUUGUCUCUCAAGAACUAACAUAGCCAAAAGUUUCGAAUGUAUGUCGUAUCGCCUUAUUUCCUUUAUAUUGUAACUGACUACAUUAGUUUUAAGACUGUUAGGUAUGUAAGAGCUAGAGGAAAUUAGUACAUUCAUACCUAUCUUAUAAUUAAGAAAAAUGUUAAAACACAUAACGUUUCAAAUUGCCAAAUGUUACACGUUUGACCAUGAAUCUCGUAGAUUACUAUUUUCAAGUUAAUGUAAGAGUAUUACUUGGAAUUUAAACAGCCAAGUAGUGGAGGAGAAAGAGGGCAGUCUACCUCGCCAUAAAAAUGGCCAAAUAACUUGGCUAAUUAUUACAUAUUAUUAGAUAAGUAUAUUACAUUUAAGAUCUGGGGGGCUGCAAUGCUCCCGUUCCUUACUCACGAAUAUAUUCGAAUGGCGGUUGAAGAAAAGUGCAGUAAGAAAAUAUUCUAUCCAUAUUUUUACCUAUGACUUCGUUCAUCGUUAACAUUAAUUAUUUUAUAUAAAAAAUAAGAGUACUCGAUUCCUUGUUAUAAAAUUAUUUCGGAAGUUAAUAUUAUUAUUUUUACUAUUAUUAAUAUAUUAACUAAAAAAUACAUUUGUAUCGAAUAAAUUGAAACGAGUAAAUUAUAAUAUUGAUAAAAAUUGUAUGUAAUAAAAUGUAAAGUGAUUGUUUCGGCCUUUGGAAAAAAUUUAAUAAGUAAAUUAAAUAAAGGUAAUCAUAAGCCUAUACCUAUAUCUUAAUAUUUUUAAUAAUUUAAUGUAACUAAUAUUUCGUUCUUUUUACGGGUUAUAUAAAUGUUCUUUCAUUUUAAUAACUUGUUUAAACAGUGAAUCUAGUCUCUUCUUAUCUAUCUUAGUAUAUUUUCUAUGUCAUUAAAUACUAAACUAAGAUAUAAAAACUUACAUGGUGUAAUAAAUUAUUACAUAAUAAGUAUUCUUUUAUGAUUUUUUCAUGAUCAAUUUUUUGUUAGUGUUUUAACCAAUUUAUAUUAUUUAAAUCUUUUCUGUUUAACCAAAGUUGUCAUUAAUAUGACAUGGGAACAAUUAUGCAAUUUUAAGUUAUAAUAAUCUCCAUUGAAACUCAAUCUAUAUCUAUUAACUAAUUAUUAAUAGUUUGUGUAAAUGAAAGAUGAUUAAAAAUUGUCAUUCCAUUUCAUUUUUAUAUGUGCAUCUUGUUGUUAGUGGACCAAACUUUCCUAUUUCAAAUUGUAAUUUCAUAAAUAAUAGCUAGAUUCUUAUAAUUCAUUAUCACUCUAAUAAUUAUUAUGAUUAUUAAUUUAUAAUAAAGUAAGCUGAUUGUACCUAUUAAUAGUUGUUAUUGCAAAUUUCAAAUAACCUGUUGUCUGAAUAAUAUAAAUUCAUAUUAUUAUCUAAUCAUUUAUGUAGAAAUAAUGAUUUCCAUAUUUUAUAUUGUAUUAUGUAAGUAUCUGACUCUUUUCAAGUCAAUAUUGGGUUUAAUUAAUUUGGGUAAAAUUAUUAUUCUAUAGUAGGUAGAUAAUAUUUUGAUUGUAAUAUAAUCGUUAUGGUGGCAGCGCUACCAUUCAAUUAAAUGGUAAGUGGAUUAAUAUUAAGAGAAAAUAUUGUAAUGUUUUAUUUAUUUAAAGCAGGUGCCUUAUGCACCUUGGAAUUAAUAAAAAUCUAGUCAAUUUCAUCAUAGAAUUUAUUUUUGGAAAAAAUUAAAAAGAAAUGUGACGGUACGAAAUCAAGUACAGUAUUAGCGGAAAGUAGAUAAUUUAUUUUUACUUAAUCCUUACUUCUGAUUGUGCCUUAUGAAGGCACAUCACUUAAUAAUAUUGUCUGGCAAAAAAUAUCAUUCAAAAAUAUUAUUAUUCAAAUUUAUUUAUCAAAAACGAUUAUUAUAAAGAACUUUAAUCUAUUAUAGUAAGUUAGUGAGCAAUGACUGCUCUUAGAAUUAAAAAAAGAUAGUGAGAAUAAAUAUAAGUGUUUCUUAAUGUUUAUGAUUAUAUUUCAAAAUCUAUAUUAUUGAAUGGUAUGUUAAAAAAAUUAUUGGAAUUGCACUUAUUGACUUUGGAUAGUAAAGUUAUUCACUGUUAUAAUAAAUUUAUAUUCAAAUAAUUAUGUUGAAAUUAUAACGAAAUUACUGGAUUAGUUAAGUUUUUUGGAAUUGUGAUAAUAAAACAUGUUAAUCAAUUUGGCCUAUUGCAUAUGUAUGAAUUAAGUUUAUUAAAAUUUAAUUUACCUACAUAAUAAUAUGUAAAUUAUAUUUUAUUUAAGCAAAAUAAUAAUUUCUUUGAAUAGUUUAUUCCUCAUAGAUUGUUAGUAAUUUGUUUUGAUUUGUAUUAGCACAGUUAGCACAUAAAUUUGUCUUGAUAUGGCACAUUUCAAAAAUGAAUGUAAUCAGCACUAAUAUGUAUUUUGAAAUUUAAAUUGCAUACUGUUAUCAACCGUUUAGAAUAAGAAGAAUGAAAGAAGUAAAGCAUAUAUUCUAAACUCAUUAUAUUGACAUAUUUAGACUCAUUGCUCUAAUGAAAUCAAUGGAAUUUGGUAUGGAAUAUUAGUAAGCAGUACUUAAAACCAAAUUUCAUGGUUUGCUAGUUACCUAACAUAGUGAAACACAUGUAAUCCAAAGAUUUGUUUAUUGAUUAAAGUACAAUAACUAAAUUAUAACAUUUUAAAUAUA
Ostrinia nubilalis (European corn borer) is the source of this 6652-nucleotide messenger RNA. It is a transcript of the gene norpA, whose product is annotated as 1-phosphatidylinositol 4,5-bisphosphate phosphodiesterase. Gene Ontology annotation, molecular function: phosphatidylinositol-4,5-bisphosphate phospholipase C activity; calcium ion binding. NCBI's taxonomy places the organism in Eukaryota, Metazoa, Arthropoda, Insecta, Lepidoptera, Crambidae. The coding region runs from base 252 to 3476 and encodes 1074 amino acids. Gene Ontology annotation, biological process: release of sequestered calcium ion into cytosol; lipid metabolic process; phosphatidylinositol-mediated signaling. The transcript is spliced from 22 exons. The record is from RefSeq and is a predicted model, not a curated record.